Molecule: messenger RNA, 3227 nt
Organism: Sorghum bicolor (sorghum)
Lineage: Eukaryota; Viridiplantae; Streptophyta; Magnoliopsida; Poales; Poaceae
Product: pentatricopeptide repeat-containing protein At1g05600
Exons: 3
Coding region: 220-1707 (495 amino acids)
Molecular function (GO): protein binding
Source: RefSeq, a predicted model, not a curated record
AGCGGCCACGCCUGAUCGAUGCGACCUUCCCGUCUCGCGGACUGCCGACGCUCAUCUCCCGGCUCCCACGCGCUCCAGUGCCACGCCCGCCCUCUCCUCACCUCGGGCCAUCUCGCCGCCUCCCCGCUGCGCCUCUCCAACCUCCUCCUCACCCUCGCGUCCGUCCGCGGUGCCGCCGCGCACGCGGACGCCGUCGAGGCGACGCAGCAGUAACGGCAAAUGGGCGCCACGCCGGUGCGGUGGCCGCGUGUGCUGACCCCGGCGCAGCUCGCCGGAGCCAUACGCCGGCAGAAGAACCCGCUCGAAGCUGCCCACCUGUACUGGGAAGCGCCUCGCGGCUACCCACCGUCCUGCUACCGCCACAACGACGACGUCCGCUCCACCCUCCUCGGCGCUGCGGCCGGCUCCCCCGUCCUCCCGUCCCUCCUCCGCCGGGUCCUCCCAUCCUCCCCAUCCGCCGAUUCCCUCCUUGCCGCUUCGAUCCCCAACCUCUCUCCCGCAGCCGCAGUGUCCAUCUUCCGCUCGUCGCUCCCCUCCUCCCCGUCGCCGUCUUGGUCCCUCUCCUUCUCUGCCCUCCUCAGGCGCCUCGUCUCCCAAGCUCUACUCCCCGAGGCUGCCCGCCUCUUCGCCGACUUCGCCGGGCGCCCGGAAGUCUCAGUAGCAUCCGCGGAUCUUACUCCUCUCAUCGCUGGUCUCUGCCACGUGCGGCGCCCUGACCUCGCGCUGCAGGUGCUCGACGAAAUGCCGAACCUAUGCCUCGCACCGGAGAGGGAUGCCUACCGCACAAUUGUGCCUGCUCUCUGUGACGCUGGCAUGCUUGAUGAGGCCACACAUGUCGUCUAUUCCAUGCUGUGGCGGGUGUCGCAGAGGGGCUGUGACGCAGAUGUUGUGGUGUAUCGGGCAUUGCUGGUCGCACUCUGUGCAGCUGGCCGGGGCGAACAGGCUGAGCUGGUUCUGGAUAAGGUGCUCAGGAAGGGUCUGAGGUCACCAGGCAGUCGUCGGUCUCUUCGUGUGCCAAUGCUUGCUGUGCUUAACCUCGAGGAUGCUCGGGAAUCCAUUGACCAGGCGUUGGCUGUUCGAGGUGGCCGCACUGUAUGCAGCUUUGAGUCCAUGAUUAUUGACCUCUAUGAAGAGUGUCGGUUUGAUCAGGCGGACAAAUUGCUCGAGGACAUGGCCAAGAAGAAUUUCAAGCCAACAAUCUGCAUGUAUGAGGCAAAGAUAGCUGCUUUAUGCAGGGAAGGGAACGUGGAUGAUGCUGUGGAAGUGAUGGAGAAGGAGCUGCCAAAGAAUGACCUUGUUCCAACAGUGACAACAUAUAACUUGCUCAUGAAGGGUCUUUGUGACACGAUGCAAUCAAUGAGGGCACUAGAAUACCUCAAAAAGAUGGAUAAGCAGCUUGGUUGUGUUGCUCAAAAGGACACUUUCUCAAUCUUGGUCCAUGGUUUGUGCUCAGAAACCAAGUUUAUUGAUGCUUCAAAGUUAAUGGAGAGAAUGGUGAAGGGACAUCAUCGGCCUGACAGAAGUGCAUUCAACAGUGUUAUUGAAGGUUUAUGUUCUGCUGGCAGAAUAUAUGAUGCAUUGCUGUGGCUAGAGGAGAUGAUCGAUCAUGGAGAAACACCAAACAUCCGUGUUUGGUCAUCCUUAGUCUCAGUGGUUUGUAUCUCCCAGUUUGAAGCUUUAGGAGCUGGACUACUGGAGAAAGCUUAGGUUGUAACUGUACAAGAGGUGGGAUUCAUCCUAGGAAACUCUUGAAACCACAAGUACACCAAUAAUGAGUGUAAGGCACUCUUCUAUUUAUAGGAAUAGCAGUUGAAGGAAUCAGACUUUAUAUUAUUAUGGCGCUGUUUCGAAGAUCUUUUGAGCAAAGAACUUCCAGAUCUUCUCCAAGCUGAGCUGCUUGGUUACAAUUUUUUUCAUGUCUUCUUUCCUGGCAAAUGAAACCUCACUGCUCUAAUUUGCCAGCUCAGGCAUGUGGUUGUCAGAGGCGACAUCAGUUGAAUCUGGAGGCUUGCACUCUUCCACCAUCCAAAAUUACUGGACUCAUGAUGUCAUGCAGCUGUGAGCAAAAGUUGAGGUCUCCUAUAGUUACGGACUGUCUGCAUCGAGAUCAGAAAUGAAUGAUAUCGGUCACAUCACUAAGAUAAUGCAAUGGCUCUUCGAAAUUCAUUGUGAGUAUGGGCUCUGGAAGAAAUCGUCCAAGCAUCUCUCACUCGUGGUCAUCUGCAUCAUUGAAGCUAUCCUCCAAAUCAAUGGUUUGUGCACUGGUGAAGUUAUUGCUGAUGCCCAUGGUGAAGUGCUCCGUAUGCACACGAGUCAGUGCCAAAGCCGUCGUGGGCAUUGCCGCAUUGGCAUUGUUUGUUUUAGGGCAGGCAUUGGCAUUGGUUAGCCCUGUAUCAUCCAUAUGCAAGACCUCCAAAUAGUUGUUCUCAGUGCAUUGGAAGCCAUUAUCAGGGUAAUUUUGAUGGUGUUCUGCAGCUGGUAGGCAUCCCAUGCCAGUUGGCUGCACUUGUUCUUGCCAUUGCCUGUAGGCAAUGAGGCAUCUGUGACUGGUUCGUGUAGUUGCCCAUGCCCACGCUGUUUCAGUUGAUGUAUCGGACGCAGGCUGCAUAAGCAUAAUGGCAUUCCUGCUUUUACAGUGAUAAUGGAUCUCCCAGCAUAUGCAUUCUUGCUUUUAUCCAGCACAUGGCCCUGGGACAAGUGUCAUUAGUUGACAGUUCAACGUCAACUCACCAAAUCAGGAUGAUAUGGAUGAUGAAAAUGUAAUGAUGAAGCUGGUGAGGUGGUCAGUGCAGCUGAGGUGCUUUGAGUCCAAGACCCAAGUGAAUAACGGGAGCAGAAGCAAUGGGAGCAGAAAUGCAGAAGUAGAUGAGCAGUGAAGACAAUUCAACCAGCCAUGGAGGUGGAUGAUGGUACGGGUUUCAUAUUCUGAGUCUUGCUUUGCAAGUCUGCCAAUAAAUAUAAUAUGACUACUUCAAAGUACUACCUUCAUGAACUAUGGGGCUGCAAACCGUUUGUUCCAUCUGUGAUUUGGUCGAUUUUAUGUUCAUUAAACCUGGCAUAUUUGGCUCUAGACUAGAGUUAUAUGCUGGUUAUUGAUGUUUGUCAAACUGUAAGCUACUUCUCCAUGCAAGCAUGGCACAUUGGCCCUAGUAGAAUUUAUAUGAAGGAUCUUGCUGUCUGUCAAACUGUAAGCUCUCUAGUUCAAUGAAUGACACUAUCAACAAUGA